Messenger RNA from Salvelinus fontinalis (brook trout), 5825 nucleotides. Its product is annotated as zinc finger CCCH domain-containing protein 4-like. Gene Ontology annotation, cellular component: nucleus. The transcript is spliced from 14 exons. The coding region runs from base 246 to 4352 and encodes 1368 amino acids. Gene Ontology annotation, biological process: negative regulation of DNA-templated transcription. Lineage: Eukaryota; Metazoa; Chordata; Actinopteri; Salmoniformes; Salmonidae. Gene Ontology annotation, molecular function: metal ion binding; RNA binding. The record is from RefSeq and is a predicted model, not a curated record.
CCUUCUCUUUGGAGGAGACAGUCAGACAUUUUAAGUGGAUGAGUUUCAUUUUACAGCGCAACUGUAGGACGGAGAAUCUCAGGACACAAUUUCAACCUAUUUCUCUAACAACUGUUAGUGGGGAAUUGACUACUAUGAACUGAAACUCUUCCUUAAACCAUUAACAAGUACUGUAGAUCCAAGUUAAGUGACGCAUAAGCCAGUAGAGUUGUAAUUUUUUUUGCACCUAAAUGUAGCUAGAGGAAAUGGCUGUGGAAAGCAUGACUGUCCAUCCAAACUCCCCAACAACAACCAACCACGAACACAGUCUUCUCACUGACGAAAGACGUGAGGAUGGUGAGCUGGAAGAAGGGGAGCUGGAGGAUGAUGUUGGAGAGGUGGAGGUGGCAGAGGAGCCCAGCACCGGGGGAGGAGGAGAAGAUGGAGGUGAAGGUGAAGAAGCAACAGCAGCAGAGGCGGCCCCCCCAGAGAAAAUUCACCGUAGCAAAGAGCGCCACGCCAGCGGCGACGAGAAGGAUGACGAGAAGGCCCGCCGCCACAAGAGGAAGAGGAAAAAAGAGAGGGAGCGGGAGAAGGAGAAGAGGAGAGCCAAGAAGAGACGCAAAUCCAAGCACAAACGUCAUGCCUCCUCCAGUGAUGACCACUCAGACUUUAGCGACGACUCUGACUACAGCCCAAGUGAGAAGAGGAAGUAUCGGGACUAUAGCCCUACGUACCCCCCUUCUUCCCUUGGAGGUUACCCACCAGCUCCGUCCUCUGGCCACGGGGGCCCCAUGCCUAAGAAGGGCAGCUACGUAAAGAUGGACAAGCAAAGCUACGGGGGCUACGGCGAUUAUGAAGAGGAGAACUACGAGGGAGAGGAGGAUGAGGAGAUGGGCGAUGAAGACUACGAUGACUUCACCAAGGAGCUCAACCAGUAUCGCAAGGCCAAGGAGGGAGGCAGCGGCGAUGGAGGUGGAAGGGGCAACUGUCGCGGGGGCAGAGGAGGUAAAGGUCGUAUGAAGAACCAGAGAGGUCGAGGAGGCAUGAGAGGAGGAGGGCGUGGAGGUAGAGGAAGAGGAGGGAGCAGGGGUCGGGGACGAGGGGGCAAGAUGGGCGGAGACAAUGAGGACGGAGAAGGGAUGAUGUAUGGAGGAGGAGGAGGAGGAGACGAGAUGGAGUAUGGAGAUGAUGACUAUGACCAUAUGGGUGAAGAUGACUAUGAUGAAUACUCUCAGUACAGGAAGUCCAAAGACCGUGGAAGGGGUGGUAAAGGUGGGCGGGGGCGGGGCCGGGGGAAACAGGGGCGUGGUAUGAACCGGGGAGGCCGAGGGAGGAAUCGGGGGAGAGGCCGAGGGGGCGGAGACCAGGGUCACGAUGAGGACAACAAUGGAGACAAUGGGGACAUGGGGGAUGGAGGAGGAGGCCAGCACAACAAGCACCAGGGGGACAAGCACCAAGACAAGAAAGGGAAAGCCAUCUGCAAGUACUACAUGGAGGGCCGCUGUACUUGGGGGGAACACUGCAACUUCAGCCACGACAUUGAGCUGCCCAAGAAGAAAGAACUCUGCAAGUUCUACAUCACCGGCUUCUGCGCGCGGGCUGAAAACUGCCCCUACAUGCAUGGUGAUUUCCCCUGCAAGCUGUUCCACACCACCGGGAGCUGUGUGAAUGGAGACGAAUGCAUGUUCUCCCACGAGCCUCUCACCGACGACACCCAAGACCUGCUAAACAAGAUGCUGGCGGAGGAUGCCGAGGCUGGAGCUGAGGAUGAGAAGGAGGUGGAGGAGCUAAAGAAGCAGGGGAUCAACCCCCUUCCCAAGCCUCCUCCUGGGGUGGGCCUGCUCCCGACACCGCCCAGACCAGGGCCACCCGACAACUCUGGCCCUGGGGACUUUGGAUCUCCUGGACCACCACAGGGCCCCAUGUCCCCCAACGGCCUCCCCGGCCCAGGGCCUAACCAAGGGCCCGGUCCCUGUCCUGGUCCCAUUCCCGCCUACCCAGACAGUUGCCCCUACCAGGGACCUCCCAACCCCAAUGGUCCCGCACCCCCAUCCAUGGGCCCCCCACCCCCCUGUCCUGGCAAUGGAGGGAAGAAGAUCCCCUCGUUGUUUGAGAUCAAGGUGCACCCCACGGGACAGCUAGCUCAGAAACUAGCUAAUCACAGAGGUCAGACCCCAGGAACUGCCACAGGCCAAGCUGGCACCACUGGCCCCCAAGGGCACCCCGGUGGGCCUGGUGGGCCUCCGCCUCGGUUCCCUCCACCUGGCAUGAUGCCCCCAGACAUGUCCAUGGGUCCUCCCCCACCCAUGGGCCCUGGAGGACCCCCCAUGAUGCCAGGCUUUGGCCCAGAAGGGGGGCCUAUGAUGCCCCCCGGACCUCCUCCAGGGGGUAACUUCUUUGAUAACUUCUUCAACCAGCAGCAAGACAUGAAUAUGGACGGGGUGGUGGAGGAAGGUGAUCACUUCCAGGGCUUUGGAGGGAUGGACGUGAAAGAAGCAAGAGGAUCGGGAGGAAACCAGAGCUCCGUGGGAGGCCCCGACGUCCCCGCAAACGGAGGCUCGGCCAAUCAGCAGGCGGGGAUGGGAGUGCCUGACUUUCUGCCGCCGGCCCAACGCAUGCUGUUCAUGAGAAUUCAGCAGAAACAGCAGGAGGACGAGGAGAGGGCCAGACUUGCCAAGGGGGUAGGAGAGAGGGACGCGGAAGGUGACUCAGCUAACUGGUACUCCAGUGAGGAUGAGGAUGGAGGCGGCAGUGUCACAUCCAUCCUGAAGACGCUCCGCCAGCAGAGCCAGGGGCCCCCCAAACCUGAGGGUCCUCCCAGCGACCCCCGCCUCCAGAAAGGCUCCCCAGCGCACCCCUCCAUCCGACCGGCGGACUCCCGUCAGGGGGACCCCCGGCUGGCUCGCGACCCUCGCCUCUCCCGGGCCACAGACUCUGCUCAGGCGUUGGACUCUCCCAACCCCUCCUUGGCCACCAUCACCCCUGCAGACCCCCGCCUGGCACGGCUCGCUACCGCCACCCUCACCCCCAAACCAGACGCCCCCCUGGUGUACAAGCCCCCGCCCCUCACGGCUCCCCCUGCAGAGGAGGAGGAGACGGAGAGGGUUCUGAGGGAUAAGCCUGUGCCCAUCCCCCUGGAUCCCCUUAUGGGUAUGGCCCUGAGGGACCCACGCUCCCAGCUGAGGCAGUUCAGCCACAUCAAGAAGGACAUUCUCCUGCACAUGCCCCCCUACGCUAAGACAGUGACAUGGAACCCCGAGGACCUCAUCCCUAUCCCAAUCCCUAAACAGGACCUCCUCCCCCUUCCCCCAGGCAUCCCCCCUGUCUCAGCCUUGGACCCCCGCCUCUCACGCAGCCAGCAGCGAAUCCAUACGGCCCUCCCCCCUACCACACCCAUCCCCCCUCCCUCCUUAGAACCCCCAGCCCCCUCCUCCUCCCUCCCAGACUUUGAACUGCUCUCUCGCAUCCUCAAGACUGUUAACGCCUCAUCCGGCCCCUCCCAGUCAUCCCCUUCUCUCCCCCUUGUCCCUCCACCGGCCUUGUUGCCGGCGCCUCCUGCUUUGUUUCCCACCCCUGUCGACAAGCCCGUCGAUCCUCGAAUGUCCCGCAAAGCCCCCGCUGACCCCCGGCUCCAGCCGCAGAAAUCUGUCCUGAAGCAGCCUUCAGAGUCCCCUGUCCCCCCUCUGACGGUCACCCCGGCAGCCCCUCCACCCACCUCCGGCUCCUCCUCCCCCACCAUCGCCCCCUACGACCCUCGGCUACUGUCUGCAGGUGGAGUGGGUCGUGGAGGGGGAGCGGGUGUAGCUGGUGGCAGCAGUGUGCUGAGUGGUAUCAGUCUUUAUGAUCCCCGGACUCCUGGUGCAGGUAAACUUGAGGGCCCUGGUGCUGCCACAAACACUACCCCCAGCAGCGGCCCCACAGAGCCCAAACCCAGUGAGGUGGCACCAGCUAAGCCCAAGGCCAAGGAGCCCCUGUUUGUCCGUAAGUCUGCCCUGGACCAGCCGGAGCCAGAGAAGAGCAGCGAGCAGUCCACUGACCGAUACAACAGCUAUAACCGGCCCAGGCCCAAGCCUGCACCCUCGCCCUCCACCGGGCCCCCCGGAGGUCCUGCUGCCUCUGUCUCCUCCACGGCCGGACAGGGCCCCCCUGGUGGUGCUGAGCAGGCCCCGGCGGGCGUCCACAACCUGCCUGUGUCCUCGCUCUUCAGCAUGGUGAAACAGGCCAGCAAGCCCAGCGGGUCCGGCAGCCCUUUUGGUGGGAACAGCCCUGCCCAGCCUGGCGACACCACCACCACCACGGAGCAGGACAAUGCUUCUCUGAAGGAGGUUUUCAAAGGCUUUGACCCCACGGCAUCACCGUUCUGCCAGUGAUAUUUGAUCCUACCCUGGUCGAACAUUGUUUUAGAGACGAACACUGAACGCAUCAGCAAGGAGCGCACUGAGGCAGAAGUUGGACUGGCCACAGACUGUGAACGUUUGAACAUGUUGCUCAGGCGUCACACCUGCAGUGUUUGCUAAUGAGAUUCUAUAACAGACUUUGGGGCCGGGGAGGGAGGGGGUGUGGGAGGGAGGGAUAUGUCAGAGUCUGGGAAAGAGCGAACUCUAUUUUAAAACAAACAGAUGUAUAAAUACAUGUAUUCUUUACGAGAGUCCCUCCCUACUUUAAGAGAAAACAAUUAUAGGACAAGAAAAACGAGUCCACAGAUUUAAAUGGGCUGUACUUUGUAAUUUAUGCUCCUCCUAGUCCUGUUCAUUUUCCUGUUCAUUUGUUUGUAACUCCAGUCUCCAAGCUCUCCCUUUUAUCAUCCGUUCUGUCCAUAUCCCACCAACCCGUUCACCUCAAUAGCUUCCACUGUGUCGCCGUCAGAAGAAUACUUGUCAAUCAUUGUAGCUUUUCUAGUACAAUCACAGGCAAAGAUAACACAUAGAGAACAUUCACUGCCACUCCCUCUGCCUGUUGCGUUAUAACAGUACAGUAUAUUAUAUAUGAAUACAACUCUUUUGUUGCUUGAUUUGAAGUCAUUUCUUUGCACUGUCCGUCUGUUAUCUGCCCGUCUUUCCCCUCUGUUGGCUCUCUUCUUUUUUUAUAUUUGAGCCCUCUGCUCUGUCAGCACUGUUAUCUCUAACCUCUUCUGUCUGUCUGUUGUGUGUCGGGGUGAAGCCUAUGAAUAUGUCGGCCAUGUUGGUCCCACUACCCCACACACCCCUGCUUGAGGUUCCACUCACACCUCUCUGCCAGUCAGAACUGUGAAUUGAAAACCACAUAGUCCAUCUGUCACACGAGAUAUGAUCAUUUUUAUUUAUUUUUUAUACUUAUGAGAUAUCUGCCUCUCCUGUCUCCUCCCUAUGUCACAUGACAGUUCAUUCGAAUCAUUUGAUAUUGUAGGUGUGUGUGUGUGUGUGUGUGUGUGUGUGUGUGUGUGUGUGUGUGUGUGUGUGUAUAUAUAUAUAUAUAUACACACACACAUCUAUCACACGUGUGUGUUAUAUAUAUAUAUAUAUAUAUAUAUAUAUAUAUAUAUAUAUAUAAAAUUAGAAAGAAAUACAUUUAUUUCCCCUGCAUUUAAGUGGGAUGCAGCCUGUAACCGUGAGAGGAGAAACAGACACUGACAUUCUUGUUUUGUUGAAGGUUCAAACAAAUAAAAUAAACUUAAUUCCAUAGAGGUAUGAAAGCCUGGCUACACAAGCAUCUAGUUUUUUCUAGUUUUGUUUUGCCCUUUGCAAAAAGUGACUGUUUUGUAAAUUGAACAGUGUCCUGUUUGACGAGAGGUAACAUUUUGUAACUGUUCACUGUAGGGGAGGUUGUGAAGUAUUUAAUAAAGGCGAUACGUGAUCAACCAGUAA